AUGUCCGAUGCAGGAUCUGAUGAGUUUGACGACGAACGCAGUCAACUCGGGGAAUAUGAAGGGGACAGAAAUGAGGCAGGAGAGAGACACGGAGUCGGUAAAGCUAUUCUGCCCAACGGAGACAUUUAUCAAGGGCAGUAUGAGAACGGCAAAAGACAUGGAGAGGGAACAUAUCGCUUCAAGAAUGGGUCGAGAUACGUUGGAGACUAUUACCAGAAUAUGAAACAUGGACAGGGCACCUUCUACUACCCAGAUGGCUCUAAAUAUGAAGGGUCGUGGGUUGAGGACCUGAGACAGGGUCAUGGUGUCUACACUUACCCCAAUGGGGACACGUAUGAUGGAGAGUGGCUGCGCCAUAUGAGGCAUGGCCAGGGCAUUUACCACUACCAUGAAACUGGCUCGAAGUACAAGGGCUCAUGGGUGAAUGGCAAUAUGGAGUCAGCUGGGGAGUACAUCCACUCGAACCACAGAUACAAGGGUAACUUUGUCAACAAUAAUCCGUGUGGCCCGGGGAAGUAUGUGUUUGACAUUGGGUGUGAGCAGCAUGGUGAAUACCACCAAACAGAGCAGGACCAAGCGGAGGGCAAGUGGGGCGAGAUGGCCUCCACCCCAGUCCUCAGGUGGAUUCCCAAGUGCAUCACAGGCCUGACGCACUGGACUCCAGGCCAAGAGACUUCAGCUGGAGAAAAGAACACAGCUUCAGCAGAGGAGGUGGCAGAGAACCAACCCGUGUGA
This is a messenger RNA of Chelmon rostratus (copperband butterflyfish), 735 nucleotides long. It is a transcript of the gene rsph1, whose product is annotated as radial spoke head component 1. Gene Ontology annotation, biological process: axoneme assembly; spermatid development. Gene Ontology annotation, cellular component: motile cilium; nucleus. The transcript has 8 exons. Lineage: Eukaryota; Metazoa; Chordata; Actinopteri; Chaetodontiformes; Chaetodontidae. The record is from RefSeq and is a predicted model, not a curated record. Bases 1 to 735 code for a protein of 244 amino acids.